This is a messenger RNA of Marmota flaviventris (yellow-bellied marmot), 1182 nucleotides long. It is a transcript of the gene Kcnj9, whose product is annotated as potassium inwardly rectifying channel subfamily J member 9. NCBI's taxonomy places the organism in Eukaryota, Metazoa, Chordata, Mammalia, Rodentia, Sciuridae. Gene Ontology annotation, biological process: potassium ion import across plasma membrane; regulation of monoatomic ion transmembrane transport. The record is from RefSeq and is a predicted model, not a curated record. Gene Ontology annotation, cellular component: plasma membrane. Gene Ontology annotation, molecular function: G-protein activated inward rectifier potassium channel activity.
AUGGCACAAGAAAAUGCGGCCUUCUCACCGGGGCCGGAGGAGCCACCGCGGCGUCGCGGCCGCCAGCGCUACGUGGAGAAGGACGGCCGGUGCAACGUCCAGCAGGGCAACGUCCGCGAGACGUACCGCUACCUGACCGACCUGUUCACCACGCUCGUGGACCUGCAGUGGCGCCUCAGCCUCCUCUUCUUCGUGCUCGCCUACGCGCUCACCUGGCUGUUCUUCGGCGCCAUCUGGUGGCUGAUCGCCUACGGACGCGGGGACCUGGAGCACCUGGAGGACACGGCGUGGACGCCGUGCGUCAACAACCUCAAUGGUUUUGUGGCCGCCUUCCUCUUCUCCAUUGAGACCGAGACCACCAUCGGCUACGGGCACCGCGUCAUCACCGACCAGUGCCCCGAGGGCAUCGUGCUGCUGCUGCUGCAGGCCAUCCUCGGCUCCAUGGUGAACGCCUUCAUGGUGGGCUGCAUGUUCGUCAAGAUCUCACAGCCCAACAAGCGCGCCGCCACGCUCGUCUUCUCCUCUCACGCGGUGGUGUCACUGCGCGACGGGCGCCUCUGCCUCAUGUUCCGCGUGGGCGACCUGCGCUCCUCGCACAUUGUGGAGGCGUCCAUCCGCGCCAAGCUCAUCCGCUCGCGCCAGACGCUCGAAGGCGAGUUCAUCCCGCUGCACCAGACCGAUCUCAGCGUGGGCUUCGAUACCGGUGACGAUCGCCUCUUCCUGGUCUCCCCUCUUGUCAUCAGCCAUGAGAUCGAUGCUGCCAGCCCCUUCUGGGAGGCGUCGCGACGUGCUAUGGAGAGAGACGACUUCGAGAUCGUGGUCAUCCUAGAGGGCAUGGUGGAAGCAACGGGAAUGACAUGCCAAGCUCGGAGCUCCUACCUGGUGGAUGAGGUGUUAUGGGGCCACCGCUUCACAUCAGUGCUGACCCUGGAGGAUGGCUUCUACGAGGUGGACUAUGCCAGCUUCCACCAGACUUUUGAAGUGCCCACGCCCUCAUGCAGUGCCCGGGAGCUGGCAGAGGCUGCAGCCCGCCUUGACGCCCAUCUCUACUGGUCUAUCCCCAGUCGGCUGGAUGAGAAGGUGGAGGAGGAGGGGGCAGCGGAAGGGGCAGGUGGGGAAGCUGAGGCUGACAAGGAACAGAAUGGCUGCCUUCCACCCCCAGAGAGUGAGUCCAAGGUGUGA